Messenger RNA from Dentiscutata heterogama, 724 nucleotides. Lineage: Eukaryota; Fungi; Glomeromycota; Glomeromycetes; Diversisporales; Gigasporaceae. The record is from the annotation of a GenBank genome assembly.
AUUAACGAAUUUGUUGGUUCAAUGGCUAGAUAUACUUUUGCUUUAAAAGUUUACAUUCUUCAAAAAGAAAAAACGAUCCAUCUUGAUUAUUUAAACGAUGAAUUUAAAGUUAUUAAUAUAGAUACUUUAAAAGAAAAUGAUAAUUUUGCUUGGGGUAAUGAAGCUUAUCAUAUUCUUGAAAAAGAAGAAAAAUAUGAAUUAUCUUAUAAAAAUCAAGUUAUUUGUUGUAUUGAAGAAGAAAAAUUAAUGAUUGAAAAAGAAUUUGGAAAAUUUAUGUUAAAAUUAGUUGAUUUUGAUAAUUCUUUUAAACUCUUAGAAAUUGUUAAAGUUGAAAAUGGAAAAAAAGAGUAUCUUGAUUUUUCUAAUGAAAAUUUAAAGAUUGCGGAUUUAAAAACUAGUAAAGAUAAUGAUGAGUGGCGUUUAUAUGAAAUUGAUGAUAAAAAGUUAUAUUAUCAUGCGGUUUAUAAAUUAGAGAAUGAAACAAAAGUUUUAAUUGAUCAUCUUGAUGAAAAAUUUAAAAUUAAUAAUUUAAACACAAAUGAUUUGGCAUUAAAUCUUUUUCUUUUAAAGACAGAACAAUACAAGGUUAUUUAUAACAAUCAAAUUAUUUGUAAUCUUGACAGUGGACAUGUAAUGGUGGAAAAGGAAGGUGUUCAAUAUUUGUUUGAUAUUGUCAAACUUGAUGAUUAUUUUAUUUAUUUUACAAUUAUUAAAAGGGAAAAUG